Messenger RNA from Paracoccidioides lutzii Pb01, 1071 nucleotides. Its product is annotated as 90S preribosome/SSU processome component KRR1. Gene Ontology annotation, molecular function: RNA binding. Gene Ontology annotation, cellular component: small-subunit processome; nucleolus. The transcript has 3 exons. The coding region runs from base 1 to 1071 and encodes 356 amino acids. The record is from RefSeq and is a predicted model, not a curated record.
AUGCCCUCCACAUACAAGAAGGAUAAACCCUGGGAUACAGAUGAUAUUGAUAAGUGGAAGAUCGAGGAAUUCAAACCAGAACACAAUGCGGGCGGCACAUUCACGGAGGAAUCAUCUUUCGUCAGCUUAUUUCCCAAAUACAGAGAAGCAUAUUUAAAGGAAACAUGGCUCAUGGUCACUAGAGCACUGGAAAAGCAUGGCAUAGCCUGCACGCUUGACUUGGUUGAAGGAAGCAUGACUGUGAAGACCACUCGAAAAACCUUUGAUCCGGCUGCGAUCCUAAAUGCGCGGGAUUUGAUUAAGCUGCUUGCGCGAAGCGUGCCAGCACCACAAGCCUUAAAAAUUCUCGAAGAUGGUGUAGCUUGCGAUAUCAUUAAAAUCCGAAACCUAGUGAGAAACAAAGAGCGAUUUGUAAAGCGACGCCAGCGCAUCCUCGGACCGUCAGGCACCACCCUAAAAGCCCUCGAACUUCUUACAAAUACUUACAUCCUCGUGCAGGGGAAUACUGUGUCCGCCAUGGGCCCAUACAAGGGACUAAAGGAAAUUAGAAGGGUGGUGGAGGACUGCAUGGCCAACAUUCACCCAAUCUAUCAUAUUAAAGAAAUGAUGAUCAAGAAGGAACUCGCGAAAGAUCCCAAACUUGCAAAUGAAAGUUGGGAUCGAUUCUUACCGCACUUCAAGAAGCGCACGCUAAGCAAGCGAAGGAAACCGUUCAAGGUGACUGACAAGAGCAAGAAGGUGUAUACACCAUUCCCACCAGCUCCGGAGAAGAGCAAGGUUGAUCUACAGAUCGAGAGCGGUGAAUAUUUCCUCAGUAAGCAGGCGAAGGAACGGGCUAAGAAAGAGGAGAUGAUGGAGAAGCAAAGGGAAAAGAGAGAAAAUAAAACAAGGGAGUUGCAAAAAGACUUUGAGCCACCCAAGGAGACUGAUGUGGCUGAGAAGAAGAAAAAGAAACGGAAACGGCAUGAUGGCGAGGGAAAGGAGGGAGAGGGCGAGAAGUCGGCUGAAAAGAAACAUAAGAAGUCAAAGAAGCCAGUGCGGGAUGCUCCUGCGGCUGAAGCGGAGGAAUGA